UUUCUAAAUAAGACGAUGGGCGUUACGCUAUUUCGAUAGCAUAUUCCGUGCCAAAAGGCGUUCCUAAAAAUGGAACUUUGCCUUCAGUUCUCAGUGGAAGGAGGUUUUCAGCGUUGCUUCUCGUGCUAACAAGUUAAUAGUAUGCGAAAAUUAGGAACUUCUUUCUCUUUCACAUAUACCAACAGCCAUUAUGGAUUCUCAUUUUUCGGAGAGUAAUUUUGGAGCUUUUGCUUCAGGAUUACGCUAGACUGUGUAGAUGGAAGUUUUGUGCGCACAUUGAUGAGAUUGCAGAGAUGAGCCGGGAAGCUGCGCAAGGUUUUUCCACUCGGUGCUCUGUUGCUUUUUUUUACUAGAAAUGUGCGCAUAUACGCUCUUAUCGCCGCAGUGGAUUUUGCAUCUUCUGUUAAUGACGUCAUUUUAUUCAAGUCGGCGAGUAUAUCCCUGUUCGUCCUUGUAAAUGGAAGAUCGCGAUCCAAUUUAUGAAGAACUCUGCCGUAUUUUGUCUUUGUUUUUCUUUUGUGUUUUCGUUGGAUUUAACUUUUGUUCCAUAGAAAAUAAGAGAGGCAAAAUAGUUUAGUCGUUUCAAUACUCCUUACGGGUGCUACGUUAGUGUUUCUUUUAUGAUAAUUUUUCAGCAACGUGCUUUAAUUCAACUUUAAUUUUCAUCCUCAAUUCAUGGAGGAUGAAAGGAAUGUCGUGUUGACAUUUCAAUAACUGCUUUGUUGGAGCCAAAAAUUUAAUCACUCUAAGGAAUUUCUCCCGCUUUGAAACGUAUUUACGUAACAGUGCUUCGUAGGGAAGCAGUUUUUUUUCAAAAGUCUUGCAUAGAAUCAUUUGCAUUUAUCGUCACAAGUUCCUGUGAUACAAUUUUUAAUGUAACUUAAUGUCGGAAAAAUGCCACGCACUAGGUUGAAGCUUAUGACGUCCUUAUUCCUUAUACAUGACACUUUCAUAGGGGGCAUAAUCAGAUCAUGUGAAUUUACGUCACAACAGUUUUGGAAACCAAAAGAACUGGCGGUUUUGAUAACAUGCCAGCUAAUAGGUUUCAUUGAUAAUUCACUUCCUGUGUUUCAUCUCUUUUCGAUUUGUAAGAACGUUGUUCUUGGUUGAAGCAGGGAAAUUUUGUAGAUUCUCACUACUUAGUGCUUUGGCAUUGCAAAAAUGUUUGUUUUUACUUCGAUUAUUGGAAAAUUCUUAUCCAAAUAUUUUCGUGUUGACACUUAGCUUAAUCUCUUUUUAAACGGAUCGAUGAAAGGCUUUGACAUUUGCGCAUGCGGUUGUAAUCCCAUUACGUAAGAAUGGAACCAUAAACAAAGUAUCAUGCUUCACUUGUUCUGCCCUUAUAAGUGCAUUCGUCGCGUUGCGAUGAUCAUAUGCUCUAAAAGGAUUUACCUUCCAUAAGCGCCAGACCUUCAACGAGUCAGAAGUAGAAAAAUGUUCUCAAAACUGAGCCCGAGUUUUGCCCGCAAAGGACACCAACAACUCACAUGCAGUGAUGCGGACGAGAAAGAUCGAGUCAUUGCUGGAGUACAAUACAGCGUACGGUACAUUGGAUCCGCAGAAGUUGCGGGAGCAAGCGGGACUGGCAGUGGAAAGACAGAAAAACCCGUCGCCACAGUCUUUGAAGAGCAGAGGAAAAAUGGCAACGGUAAGACGCAGAAGAAAAUGAUCCUAAACUUGUGUUCGAAAAGGUUGAGCGUCAGCGAGGAAGCGAGCGGAAAACUGAUCGCAAAUUUCCCGAUCUCUAAGGUAACCUUCUGUAACAUCGACAACUUUCACGAGAAAGCUUUUGUGUUCAUUGCACGAGACAGAGCAGAAAGUCCAUUUAAGGCAUUUGUCUUCACGUGCGAAAGCAAAGCCAAGGCACGAGAACUUUUCAAGGCCCUUUCUCUGGCUUUCACGAUCAAUUACGAAAGUUAUCAAGCGUCACUGGCACGAGGUUUGCCAAGCAACACAAUGCUUGUACGCAACGAUGAGGGCAAAAGCACGUUCUUCGAUGGAAUAGGCGGUGAGUGUUUGGACGGAGCGCAACCCGCGAAAGCGAAAGCGGAACAUUUGAAUGGUGCAUUAACUUCGCGGACAGAAUCUCCCCUGCUCAAUGUAAAUGGAUUUCGAUCGGUCCAAGAGACAAUUCCGAAGACAAUGGCACCCAAACAGAAUAAGAACCUUCUACGUGUUGCAGAUUGUCGCUUGCGGAGCGCGUCGGAUCCCCCACACGGUUUUAAAGCGAAUGCGUCAAUCGUAUCUGACUCAGAAACUCGUCCGUCUUCGCUGCAUCCCUCGAAGAUGAAAAAGGUUGAUGAAAUGGAAGAAGAGUUUACAGAAUUUGCUGAACUGAGGUCGAAGUGUCGCUCAAACUCUGCGCUCGUAGCCCCGUCAAGCAGACAUCCCGGAAAUAUGUUUCAUGGCUUCCAAAGUUGUGACAGUGCUCCGAAUGUGUGGGGCAGUUUCCAAAACUACUCUCGCCCGACGAUUUAUUGAAUACUCUUACCUUGGCCGAAUGGUUUAGUUAGAUUUCUUUUAAAGUAACAAGUUAUUUAUUGUAAAAUCGUAGAGGGUGGACGCUUGCGAAUUUCUCACGCAGUCGGAGAAAAUAUUGUGAUUAGUAAAGGAAAUCCGGGGUCAAAUAUGCCCGCAAUGUGCUCCAGAAGUUACCAAACUGUCUAAUGAGUUUCAGUCGUUUAUGUUGCGACAAGUAUUUUUGUAUCGUAAGGAAUGUUUGAAAGAAUUUCAGCUAGACUGUGAAUGUACCGAACCGCUCGAAAAAGGAAGGAGCCAAUUGUGACAACGUUUUUUGAAUGAUCCGUAACAAAAUAAAAACAUUUUGGAAUUUUGA
Pocillopora damicornis (cauliflower coral) is the source of this 2836-nucleotide messenger RNA. RefSeq names its product low density lipoprotein receptor adapter protein 1. NCBI's taxonomy places the organism in Eukaryota, Metazoa, Cnidaria, Anthozoa, Scleractinia, Pocilloporidae. The record is from RefSeq and is a predicted model, not a curated record.